Messenger RNA from Frieseomelitta varia, 3468 nucleotides. RefSeq names its product popeye domain-containing protein 3-like. The transcript is spliced from 6 exons. Bases 221 to 1369 code for a protein of 382 amino acids. Gene Ontology annotation, cellular component: sarcolemma. The record is from RefSeq and is a predicted model, not a curated record. Gene Ontology annotation, molecular function: cAMP binding. NCBI's taxonomy places the organism in Eukaryota, Metazoa, Arthropoda, Insecta, Hymenoptera, Apidae.
CCGAAUAAAAUCGUCUACAUCAUCAGCGUGGAAACGAAUCGAUGUUAGGGGUUGGCGCAAGCGCCGAGGGGGUUGGCGCCCCUGCUUCGAGGCGAGAAGAUUGACAAAUUCCACCAAAACAAACCAGUGAGCAUGGACACUAAGAAUACGUAGCUGUUAGAGAUCCAUCGUUCUUCUUCUUUCCCUUUUUACAUCAUUCAUCGAUAGUGAUUUAGCCAACAUGAGUCCUGGACUCGGACACGAUCCUCUUCCUUCGUACAAUAUCACCGCGUUAGGUAACACGGCGUUGUGCCUGUGGCAGCAACCGCAGCAUAUACUGUUUCAACUGGCCAAUUUCUGCUUCGCGUUGUCGUAUUCGGCACCCUCGUCGAGGAAAGGGAUUUUAUUUAUGCACUCUGUCUUAAUAAUAGGCUUCAUGUUGCUGUCAGGCUGGGCAUGGCACGUGAUUUGCGCACCCGAUAUAUUUUCCUGGAACUUCAGUUUCCUGGUGUUGAACAUCGGUCAACUGGUUUACAUCGUUUAUCAAAUGAGACCCGUUCGUUUCGACCCUGAAUUGGAGGAAGCGUAUCACACUCUUUUCUAUCCGUUCAAGGUGUCACGAUUGCAGUUUAAGAGGCUGGUGUCCCCAGAAUUCGCGUCAAUAAUGUCGUUGCACGCGGGCGAAGCGUACGCAAUGCAAAAUCUAACGCGAACCGACAGAUUGGCACUGCUGCUUAGCGGUAAAGUGAACGUUCUCAGCGACUCGAAUUUCCUGCAUCCUAUUCUACCUUGCGAGUUUCUCGACUCGCCAGAGUUCGAGAGUUCUCGAGCCUCCGUAGACGACAAAUUCAAGGUAUCGAUCGUUGCCGCAAGUUCCUGCAGAUACUUAUAUUGGCAAAGAUCGGCGCUGGAGUAUCUGCUCGUGAAAGAGGCGUACCUCGCGACAGUUUUAACGACGUUGGUUGCUAGAGACAUCGCCACAAAGCUGUACGCUAUGAAUAACAAGAUUGUUACAGACAAAGGAUCGCACCUGGACAUAAGGCUGCCAACGAUCAGCGCUGGGCUAACGAUAAGCGGUGAAUACAGAAGUCCGAGAGCAUCCAGGCAAGCGCUGAUUCGCAGGAAAGAGACGUCGAUGUCUUCCGAUAAUGGUAAAAUCUCUCGAGCUUUUUCGUUUCAUUCGUCUUUUUCCUUUCCUCUGUACGAUCCAAAAAUUCUUCCAGGUGUUCCGAAAGAUCGUCAGGCGAACAACUUGUCGAAGAAAGGAGCACCAAACAUGGAACCACUCCCGGAGAUGCCGUCUUACGACGACCUGGCGUCUAGCGGCGUGGAAAGUUGGUUAGACUCGUCGAGCAAGUAUCACAGCUGCGAGAUCGUGGACGAAGACUAGCAGGAGGCCUCCUUAACGCCGGACACGUUCUACGAAGGGGAGAGCGAUUAGUGUCCACGUUAAGGAGCCGCAUCACAGUGAGACGAAGACUGCAGUUCUUUUCCUUUACUUUUUUUUCUAACUGAACAAUUAAAAUGACAGUUCGAUCUGCAUAAAUGAUCGAGAAGUUGUCUAAAAAACGCGAGAUCAUUAUGCACUUCGUUGCGUUCGUGCACGAUAAGAUCGGUGUUUUCGUUCAGUGGACCGGAUGUUUUCCCAUUGUAAAAGUGUUUUGAAAGAAACGCCGCGAUUUUACAUGUGAAAAUCAUUUUGAUAAACCGACGACAGAACGCAGAUAGUAUGUUAAUCCUCCGUCGAUUAUUUCUCAGUCGUACGUUGUUUAGAAUAUUCGAAUUCUUUCCCCUCUUUUGAUCAAAUUAAAGCUACAGAGGUAAGAUAAAUAGAUGAAGCAAGUUUUUAUUAUGAGGCUGGUUAAAGUUAACGUGUCAAUUAAUAAAUAGUUGGAUCGAAUGAGUGAGAAAGUUACGGUGAAAUGAAAAUUAAUAAUUGCGAUCGACGGAGGCUUGACUAAACGGACAACCUUCGAGCGAGAAAAUUCGUUUGUUCGGACGAGGAUGAUGUAAGAAAGAGUGCAGUAUUUCAUUCUUUGAAUUAGAGAAUAUUCAUUUGUUGAGAAAGGCGCACGUUCAAAGCAGAUAGAAUCGUCUUACAUUGAAGAUACUGUAGCAUCAUGGAGGGAAGGAUGAAACUUCCGAUAGCCUAAGCGAGUGAACACCAAGUGAAAAAACAUCGGACAGCCACAGUUACAGACGCUGUAACAUUGUCUCCGAGGAAACAACACUAGCGUUUAAUCGGAGAAUAAAUCGAAACCUCAGGUGUAGUGUUCAAAGACGUAACUCGAAGGACAUUUUUACGCGAAUUUAGAGUUUGACGCGCAUGCGAAGCGAGCUCCGAUUUAUUUUUAAGAGCGAAUUUUCAACGAGCGAUUCCAAAACACGCGAUUUCGAGAAUUAAUUGAUUAAAGUCACUACGGAAAUGAGCGUAACGAUCGACAUCGCUAAUUAACAGCCCCGUCAGGUGCAUAUAACUUAGAGAUCGUUAACGCAAGCGGCAGAAAAAUGUUGCAUUGAAGCGUAACGUAACAAGGUAAUCAACACGAUUAUUAUCGUCUAAUUAAUGCGCGCAGUAAAGAUGGAUCUCUAAACUGUUCCUUAGAUAAGAUGCACGAAUUAUUUUAUAAGCAAGAUUUUCUACCUUAGGAGCUUUUCUAGAUCACUCUAUCGACGAACGUUCCUUUCUGUCUGUAGAACAUUAUACACACAGUAGAUGUUGUAUACGGUGGACAUUUUUCUUUUUAUAGGAAAUACCGUCGAGAUCUCUGUUCGUGAAAUCCAUGUAUAGCGGUUUUAGGAUUUUAUUGGCGGUUUUAAUGUGUAAAUUGUACGUAUUGCACACGCACAUACAACUUGUUGACGAGAAAGAAACUGUUGCAAUUGAAAACGAUACACACUCGCGAUUAUACAUGCAUAUACAUAUACGGAGGGAAAAUCCGUGCACAAAGGGCUUCAAAGUGUUUUAUAAUGCACAAAUUUAUAUAGAAUACACGUACCCUAUCUGUUUGUUAAAUGCUAUAUUUCCGAAGCUACUCUAUAAGCGUAUAUAGGAAAGUUAUUACUUUUUGUAUUUUGUUAUACCACGGAACGAAGAAUGUAUUUUUGUUAAAGAUCUUUGUUGAAUUCCUCGCGCAAUUCCUCCGUGUUUCAGAUGCGAGAAUCUUUUUAUGGAAUUGGGGAAUUGUUGGAUCUCUUUUUUUUUUUUUUUUUUUUUUUAUCGAAAGCAUUGAUUCUGUCUUGCAACGGUCGGCUGCGUGUUCGUAAUUUGUAUGUACGUUAGAUUUAACGAUUAAGAGGAGCAGAGUCUGGUGUAUGUAACAUAUACGUUGUUAACUUUGCACUGUAGUCACACCGAUGGCAUUAUGGAAGAUCGAUCGAACGAUCGAUGGGGGGAGGGGUUAGUUUGUAGUAUUUAAAUACGUGUUUUAUACAGAUUUUAAUUACUGUUUUCUUGUUGUCGAUGAAUACAAUGAACGAGAACGAAAA